Messenger RNA from Protopolystoma xenopodis, 495 nucleotides. Lineage: Eukaryota; Metazoa; Platyhelminthes; Monogenea; Polystomatidea; Polystomatidae. The record is from the annotation of a GenBank genome assembly.
AUGACUUUCAUCGCCGCUUAUGCAAGAUCUUCUGGACGUCCCGAAUUCCGCUUUCGGAAACGGCAAUCCUUCAUCAGUUUCCGAGGCGACUGUCUCCCCACCUCUCUUUUAAAAGGUCUUAGAAACGCAUUUUUCAGCUCGACGCUGCGUGUGCGUGCGUGGGCAACAGGCGGGCAGUCGUCACGGCGGCAACAACCGAAUAGCGUGUUCCUCGGUGGAUGGGGCUACGGGAGCGGCAGGGGUCUGUACAAAAGUCGCGACUCACCCUCGUCGUUGCGGAGUCCGGCGCCGUUUCAGCUCGACAGUCCAGCAGGCCAGGCACCUCUUGAGCCGGCCGGUUCGGCUCGACUUGUCUCACUAGGUCGUUGGGCGAGAUGCGCGGUCACUCGGUCGGCAGGGCGCCUAGAAACUGUCCGACUCUUCUGCCAACUGCCUUGUGUCCACUUGGCGACGACCGAUUCUCAUCGGCCUCAAAUAGCACUACCGUUUCGGUGA